AUGUUUUCCUGGAUACAUCUCUCCGUCAUAGGGUUGGCUUUUGUCACCCCAGCCAUUGCUGCUGACGAGUGUCAACCAUCAACAUGGCAAGCUAGGCUGAUGGAAACCGGCGGCAUCAACUGUCGGUUUAGCACUAAAACCGGAUCCAAAGUCAGCUCCGACACCUGUGACACGAUAGCCAAGAAAUAUGAAAUCACCUUGGAUACCUUUUACGAGUUGAACCCAAGACUCAAGAGCGACUGCAAGAACGUCUUGCCUGAUAUCAGAUAUUGUGUGGAAGGAUUCCCAGAACCUAUUCGCGCUUAUAAUGGCCUUUGCGGACCUCCUCACUCAAAUGCGACAUGCGUUGGUACAGACAAGCAGUGCUGUAACAAGAACACUUGGACGUGUGGUGAUACAAAGAAGGAGGAUGAUAUGAACUUUAACUUUCAUUUUUGUGCAAAGGGCAAUACGAAUAACCAGUGUUGA
This is a messenger RNA of Fusarium pseudograminearum CS3096, 468 nucleotides long. RefSeq lists its product as uncharacterized. NCBI's taxonomy places the organism in Eukaryota, Fungi, Ascomycota, Sordariomycetes, Hypocreales, Nectriaceae. The record is from RefSeq and is a predicted model, not a curated record. Bases 1 to 468 code for a protein of 155 amino acids. The transcript has 4 exons.